AUGCGGGGCUUCGCCUGCCCCCCAGGAGCACCUCGCAAACGCCAACCUGUUCCCCUCGUCAUCCUCAUUGCCUUGUGCCUGCUGGUUGGCGUCGCCAUUGCCUUCAGUGCCGUAUUCGACGUCGUCAUGAGGUUGCGGCGGGGCGGUCGCGCACUUUCGACGCCGCAGCCCCCAGCGGCGUGCCGAGCCGCGAACCGCAGCGUCUGCUUCCUGAAGAUGCACAAGUGCGCCAGCUCCUCGGUGCAGAACGUGCUGAUGCGAUACGGCGAGGUGCGCAACAUGACGUUCGCGCUGCCCUCGCGCGGCAACCUGCUGGGCUACCUGCGCGCCUUCCAGCGGACGAUGGCGGCGGUGGGGAAGCCUCCGUUCGACUUCCUGGCGCACCACACGCGGUUCAACGAGUCCGAGAUGCGGGCCGUGCUCAAACCGGACGUCGUCUUCGUCACCAUCGUUCGCGAACCGGCCGCGCUGUUCGAGUCGCUCUACUCGUACUUCGGUUACGAGGAGAGGUUCCACUUCAAGUUGGAGCGCCUUCCGAACAACGUCGUGCGAAACGCCUCGCAAAGACACAUCGUGCACGGCUUCUUCCCGGGUCCCCAUCGAGACUGGCUGGGCUUCGACCAGAUGAGCUUCGACCUCGGCUUCGAUUUCACGCAAGCCGACAAUGCUUCCGCAGUGGACGCCUUCCUUGAACACGUGGACGCGGUUUUUGACCUCGUCAUGGUUGUCGAGCGCAUGAACGAGUCGCUCGUUCUGCUUCGAGACCUGCUCUGCUGGGAGAUGGACGACGUCGUCAUGUUCAAGAUCAAUGCACGGCGCACAGUGUACCAACGUCCACCGAACGGGACGCUGGCGGCCGAUCUCCGGUCGCUGAACGCUUUGGACGUGAAGCUGUACGAGUACUUCACGAGGCGCUUCGACGAACGCGUGCAAUCGUUCGGGCGGGAACGGAUGCGGAGAGAACUGCGCCUGCUGAAGCAGAGGACGGAGUACUGGUACCAGCAGUGCGUCGCUCAGGAGAACGAGAGAGGCAAGAAAGCUCACCAAUCUCUAGUAAGCAUAGGAAAAAAAACACGUGGCCAGUUAAAGUCAACACAGUGUGCUAAUGAAGCCACGACCCAGAGCGCCACGACCGGUCUGGAGCCAGCGUCAUGCGUGGUAAAGACCAGUCGUGGCUGA
Messenger RNA from Dermacentor albipictus, 1179 nucleotides. Its product is annotated as galactosylceramide sulfotransferase-like. Gene Ontology annotation, cellular component: membrane. Gene Ontology annotation, molecular function: galactosylceramide sulfotransferase activity. Gene Ontology annotation, biological process: glycolipid biosynthetic process. The record is from RefSeq and is a predicted model, not a curated record. Lineage: Eukaryota; Metazoa; Arthropoda; Arachnida; Ixodida; Ixodidae.